ACUAGAUGAUGAGCAGCAAAUGAAGCAAAAACCCCGCCAGGAAAGCACGCACCCGAUUCUGAGAUUGAGUGAUAUGUAAAAAAUCGUCCCGGAGAGAUCUGACUAAGGCCGAACAGUCUGCGGUGAGGAAGCAGGACUUGUACCCGUUAAUGCUUGCGCUGGCCAUCAGAUGAGCAACUUCUGAAAAGUACAUCUGCGCUGUGCUUGCAGUUUUCAGCUCAACACUUCGGAAGAACAUCAUGGCUCUCUUGCCCUCCGCUAAUCUCCUGAUUCUUCUCAUUCUUUCCUCCCUGGAUUGGCUGCCCUCUCCAGGAUCGACGUUUCUCACCGAUUGGGACCACAUGACAUCACCUGCUCCCAUUGAGCCUCAUUUUUCUGAGUGCAUAUCAAGGGACCAGGCGACGUUCCGCUGUUGGUGGAGUCCCGGCAGCUUCCAAAACCUGUCCUCCCCUGGAGCAGUCAGAGUCUUCUACCUGAAGAAAGACUCUCAUGCCAGCCAAUGGAAGGAGUGCCCUGAGUAUAUCCAUUCAAGCAGGGAAUGUUUCUUUGAUGAAAACCACACAUCUAUUUGGAUCACUUACUGCAUGCAGCUUCGCACUCAGAACAACAUCACCUAUUUCAAUGAAGAUGACUGUUUCACUGUGGAGAAUAUUGUACGUCCUGACCCACCAGUGUCUCUAAACUGGACCCUGCUGAAUAUAAGCCCUUCUGGGCUAAAUUAUGAUGUCAAAGUUAACUGGGAGCCCCCGCCCACUGCUGAUGUUGGGCUGGGAUGGAUGCGUGUUGAGUAUGAGUUGCAGUACAGAGAGAGAAAUACGACAAACUGGGAAGCAUUGGAGAUUCAGCGAAACACUCAUCAGACAAUCUACGGCCUGCACUUAGGAAAAGAAUAUGAAGUACACAUCCGCUGCAGGAUGCAGGCCUUCAUUAAAUUUGGCGAGUUCAGCGACUCCAUCUUCAUUCAAGUGACUGAGAUUGCUAGCACAGAGUCUGCUGUCCAUCUCACAGUGGUUCUUGUGUUUGGGACUGUGGGUAUCCUCAUACUCUUCAUGCUCAUAGUCAUCUCUCAGCAGAACAGAUUAAUGAUAUUUCUGCUGCCGCCUGUUCCUGCACCCAAAAUCAAAGGCAUCGAUUCAGAGCUGUUAAAGAAGGGGAAACUGGAUGAGCUGAAUUUUAUGCUGAGUGGUGGAGGAAUCGACGGCCUACCCACAUACGCACCAGAUUUCUACCAAGAUGAGCCAUGGGUGGAGCUUAUCGAGGUGGAUGUGGAGGAUGAAGACAGUGGAGGGAAGGAGGAUAACCGUGGCUCAGACACCCAGAAGCUCCUGGGUCAGCCCCAGCACAUCAACAUAGGCUGCUCCAAUGCAGUCAGUUGCCCUGAUGCUGACUCAGGGCGGGCCAGCUGUUACGACGCAGAUCUGCCUGAACAAGAGACCCUAAUGCUGAUGGCCACCCUUCUGCCAGGACAACCUGAUGACAAAGAAACCUCCCUUGAUGUUGUAGAAAGAUCCUCAGCCUCUGAUGCAGGUGAUAGGCCUCUCAUCCAAACCCAAACUAGAGGGCCCCAGACCUGGGUCAACACAGACUUCUAUGCUCAGGUCAGCAAUGUUAUGCCCUCUGGUGGUGUGGUGUUGUCUCCUGGACAGCAACUCAGAAUCCAGGAGAGCAUCUCAGCCACCGAGGAGGAAACAAAAAAGAAGCGAAAAGGAAAUGAAGACGGUGAGGAGUCUGAGGAAGGGAAGCAGAAAGAGCUGCAGUUUCGGCUGAUAGUAGUGGAUCCAGAGGGAAAUGGCUACACUACAGAGAGCAAUGUCCAGCAGAUCAGCACUCCUCCCCCCAGCUCUCUCAUGCCUGGUGAGGGGUACCAUAUCAUACACCCUCAGCCAGUGGAGCCUAGACCUACAGUCACAACAGAGGUUAAUCAGUCACCUUACAUUCUGCCUGACUCUCCCCAGUUCCUUGCUCCUGUCGCAGACUACACAGUGGUUCAGGAGCUAGACAGUCAUCAUAGUCUGCUCCUUAACCCGCCUACCCACCACACCCCCCCUCCCUGCCUGCCACAGCACCCAUUCAAGGCACCUAUGCCUGUGGGGUACAUUACCCCAGACUUGCUGGGGAACCUCACACAAUGAAAUGACAAUGGCAUCAGAUAUAAGGAAGUAACCCACAGUCGUCCUACCUGAUUCUUGCUGGAAACCAAGUAACUGGGUGGAUAAGAUGUGCAUUAGUGUCUGUUUUCAGAGGAUGCUGAAAGGCAGAUAUGAAAAGCUGCAAGCUAUUCUCUUAACUUCUUUGCAUCUGCUCAGUCAGUUUUUUUGAGGCAGGCAAAUAACAUCACAUACCAAAUCCACAGUUUGCUCUUGUCAAUAUUCAUGCAUCCUUGCACGAUUGUAAUGAGUCAAACAAGCAUAAUAUCAGCGCUUAACUGCCUUGUGUCACAUUGCAGCUCUGGCUUAUUGUGUUCAGAGCAAUGACACUGUUACAGUCUUAAUUUUACAGAGCACUGUCAGCGUAUGAUUGAUGGUGUAUGAUUUAACAUCAAACAGAAGCCAUUGUUGAUGGUGAUGAUGUUUACACCACCGAGGUACUUUGUCAGUUUUAUUUUCUUAUAGGAGAUCGUUCUUAUCUUUCUUAUCUCAUCAUGUCAUAUUCGUACUUCACUAGAGAUAUAUUUUUUAUAAAAAACAAAACAACCUAAUACACUGUUCAGUUCGUAUCCAGAUUUAGCUUGCAUUCCUUUCUUCAUUUUCUCUAAAAAGAUAGCUGCACGCAUUUUCAGAGUAAAUAUUCAAACUGAGAUUAUAUGAGGUCAAGAUAUGUUUCUCUUAACUAGUAGUUCCAUAUACUGUUUAACACUUUAAACAAAUGAAGAAAACCGUCCAAGACACACACACACACACACACACACACACACACACACACACACACACACACACACACACACACACACACACACACACACACACACACACACACAGAUACCAAAGUCAGGGGAAACAAAUUAAAGUUAGUCUAGACAUUUAUUAUCACAGUUAUACCUCUUUCUUUCCUUGGAACAUGUUUAAAGGAAGUCUGGGAAAUGAAGGAAACACUAACUGAUGCAGAAGUAGAAGAGACAGAAAUGAAAACACUUAUUAAACUAAUACCUGGAAUGAACUGAAUAUCGCAGACUGACAUACAUAUCCCACUGUGUAAUCUUUAAAAAAAUUUGAGGUUUUUUUCAUUUUGACACCAGGUUCACACAUCACACUUGCUUUAUGAGAAAGAAUUAAUUCAGUUUUGCUCACAGCUGGGAGAAACCUGUGCUAUAUAUUACGGAGCACCACCAAGUGCCUUGCUCAAGGGCACAUUGAUAUUGUGGUUUAGUAGAGAGAAAGGAACACAUGCGCACACCUAGCAAUUCAGAGAGACGAGCACAGCUUAAAAGCUAUUCUUUAACUGCUCAAGCUUUCUACUUGGGAUUUGUAUUCUUCUCAUGUAAAUGGAGCAAGUGGAAAGACUGUGAACGUAUAUUUUAGAUGUAAUCAGCUAACACUUUAUACCAAUUAACUGCCAAGUGUUAACAGCUUGUGCCUAUAAUACAGUCAUCGGCUUGCCAGUUGUGUGCUAUGGUAUUAUGCUGAUGUAUUGCUUUGUACAGGCCAGAUCUAGAAGUGCUUUGUGUUGAUGAAUUGCGCAGAUUCGCUAUUAAAAAUCUGCACAAGCACUACAACAGCAACAUGCAUGCAUGCAUGCAUGAAAACAAAGCAUAAAAUCAUUUCUCUUAAUCAUAUUUUACAUUUUGCCUCCCUUAUAUAGUUGUUCAGCUGUGAACCAUAAUAUGCAUGAUGCUGGUCAUGCUCAUAAUACUUUUUAAAUCAAAAAUGAUUAACUGCAAACAGACAUGUACAUAUAUGUGAGGGUUCUUUCCCCAGAAAAACUGUGUUACAUAUAGUUGCUUAAUCAGAUCUAUAGCUUAAAGCCUUAUUAGCCUUUACUGUAACUUUGUCCUAGUUCAUGGAAAAUAUAAAAUUUUUUGUAAUAUAAUGUUAGCCAGAGGAAACCUUUUGUAAAGUUUUGAAAUCUCAACAAGUCCAGGAAUAAAUCAGAUGCAUUGUUACUGUUUAAAAUCCAGGCAGCCUCCAAAUGAUCUUUUCUCACCAUAAACCAAAUGUACUACAGAGCAAAGGAAGCACAUCCUGCAUAGAAAUAUGUUGUUAAAACAGAUUAGUGGAAAGAUGAGUAUAUACCUUUUUAUCAGACAAUCCCAUAGCAAAACAAGAGCCAUAUUAUUUUUUUUUACAUGGAUCUGAUUAAUAUGUCACGUCUCUAUUUCUGUCUCUUUCCAUCUCUGUCUCUCCUUCCUUUGAAAAGAUCUGUUAUGUUGUUGCACCCUAGUGCAGAUGAUACCAGCAAGUCCUUGCUGUUGCAGAAAUGUCUUAAUAUAUUUACUAUUGCUGUAAAAUUGCAAGCGUAUAUUUUUAUGUCAUUAGUAAUAGCCACAAUAUAUUGCUGCUCAGUGCAUGCAUUUUUCCAGCAUUCAGCCUUUCUAUAGUAUCAGUUGAGAGAGUGCAACAAUCACUGUAACAUGCACAAUUGUUGAUGUUUUGUGGGCGAAAUCAGUAAUGAGUAGCAUUAUUAACAGGACUGUUUCGCCCCCAGAAUCCUUCACAGUGUUUACUCGUCCAAAGAUUCCCAGAAGGCUCUCUGUCUAUAAGAAGGAAGAUCCGAUAAUGGGAAUAGCACUGUUUUGAUUCUGUAUCAGUUGUACCACAGUGAUUUUAAAAGUGUGAAAACUGAAAUAUGAAACAGCAACAACAACAAAAAAAAAGUUCAAUCUGUGAAAGUGGUUUUUUUUAAAGGUUACAGUAGGGUAGAAAUAUUUGGGAGGUGCUUCUUUUCUUCAAGCUGUACAAAUGUUUACUAUAUUUCAAUUGUUAUUUCAAGCUUAUAAAUGUUACAGACACUUUAGAGGAAGCACUUUGUACACAUACAAUAUAUGUCUGAUGUUAAAAAUAGUAGUCAGAUUUUGUAAGUGAGUGAAAAAAAAAAUAGCACUAUAAAAUAGCAUAUUAUAUUUUCUAGUGAGCACAGUAAUCAGAAAAUGAGGAACAGUAUCAGUAUCGAUAAGCUUCAGUUUUGUUUUACGGAGUUUAUUUUGAAAGGACGUGUUUUACACUAACAGAUUGCUAGAAAGAUGUACUGUAAUGGAGUAUUUAAUAUUUGCUAUAAGAUUUACAGAUAGAUAAAGCAGAUUUUUUAAGUCAUAUCAAAAAUAGAGGCAGAGUGAAAUAGGUAUAUUGUUACUCUGUACUCUGACUUUCCUCCCACAGUGUGAUUUCAGCAUUUCAUUAUUUGAAAGUGCAUUUUUGAUGGGGGGGGGGGGUUAAAAUAUUUUAUAAUGAUGCAUUCUAGCCCCCAGUCUGUCAGUCCAAGUGUGGCUUUUGUCGUGCUAUCGUGUCUGGAAGUAGUUUUGCUGGAAUCUGUGCUGCUUGUUACUCUUUAUCAAGCAAAGAGCAGUGAGCCACACAUUUUUCAGCUUGUUGAGGAAAUAGUUUAAUUCUUGACUUGAGUACAGCGGUAUACAGUCUGGUUUUUAAUGACCUUCAGUGGCUCCACUCUAUUUCCUUCUAUGUGCUAUUUAUUUGUCUGCUUAGAGUCCCGCCACCUUACCCAAGUUAACUGUGAAUGGUGUAGCAUGAGUAAUAUAUUCUCUGCCAUUUGUCAUCUUGUUUAAUACAACUGGAAAUGUUCUGCAUGCCGAAAUCAGACACAUCACCAUUGUGGUCUCAAGUAUGAGGUUUUGAUUAUGACUUAUUUCCUUCAUAUUUUUAGACCUCCCCGUGGUUGGAGCCACUGUCCUUGUCUGUUGGCUGCUGUUUUACUCAGGGCCAAGAACGUGAUGUUUAUUUGAUAUUGUUCUCUUGCCAAUUGAGCCUUUCUGGUGUUGUAUAUGUGAUCAAUAAGCUCUCAGCAAGUUAUAGAAUAAAUAUACAGCAUCUUGGUCAUUAUUUUUGUCAUGUUGUC
Messenger RNA from Archocentrus centrarchus (flier cichlid), 6006 nucleotides. RefSeq names its product growth hormone receptor a (gene ghra). The record is from RefSeq and is a predicted model, not a curated record. Gene Ontology annotation, molecular function: protein binding; cytokine receptor activity. The transcript has 10 exons. Gene Ontology annotation, cellular component: external side of plasma membrane. Lineage: Eukaryota; Metazoa; Chordata; Actinopteri; Cichliformes; Cichlidae. Gene Ontology annotation, biological process: cytokine-mediated signaling pathway. Bases 240 to 2132 code for a protein of 630 amino acids.